AUGGGCGUGUCUGCCGCGCGUCCGCCCAGCGCGUGUAGAUCGCGCUCAGGCCUCCAGUCGCUCUCUGUCCGCCGCGAAAAGCGACAGCUCGCUUCUUGGCCCGCCGCGUACGCCGCGUACUUUUCCCCGUAUUUUGCCACCGGAUAUCGGGUUUUGGAAGAUGCUAGAACCGAGCUUAAUCACGGCAGGGACCGAUUUAAU
Iphiclides podalirius (scarce swallowtail) is the source of this 201-nucleotide messenger RNA. NCBI's taxonomy places the organism in Eukaryota, Metazoa, Arthropoda, Insecta, Lepidoptera, Papilionidae. The record is from the annotation of a GenBank genome assembly.